AUGGACCGUUUCGACAACUUGACCAGUACGCUCUCAAACCUCACCGUAUACGACUUAAAGUCGUACUACAACCAGGCAAAAAAUGUUAUCCUCAACGUCAGCGAGAUGGAAGCAAAGGUCAAGGAAGCUACUAACGACGAUCCAUGGGGAGCGAGUUCUACUCUCAUGCAAGACAUUGCGCAAGGGACAUUCAACUUCCAAAACUUUAAUGAGAUUAUGCCAUGCAUAUAUGCAAGUUUCAUGGAGAAGGAAGCGCGCCAGUGGAGGCAAAUUUAUAAGGCUCUUCAACUCCUUGAAUACCUCAUCAAACACGGUAGUGAGCGCGUCGUCGAUGAUGCUCGCUCGCAUAUAUCUACCCUCAAGAUGCUUAGGAACUUCCACUACAUCGACGACAAGGGGAAAGACGAGGGUUUGAACGUGCGCAACCGCGCACGGGAGCUGGUUGAGCUCCUUUCUGACGUCGACUUGAUCCGUACAGAACGUAGAAAAGCCAAACAGAACCGUCACAAAUACGUUGGUACUGGCAAUGACCCCAUGAGUUUCACCUCCGGCGGUAGCCGCUACGGUGGCUUUGGUAGCGACAGUCUCGGACAUCCAGGUGGUGGCAGCAGCUCUGGAGGAGGCAGCUACUACGGAGACCGUAUGAGCGGGUCGAGCAGCAAUGGUAUCUCUGGCGGCUUCCGCGACAGCAGCAACCGCAGGGACUUUGAGGAGUACACCGCUGGCGACGACGAGACAGUUGUUCGUCGCUCUACCUCGACCUCGCAGCGCAUAAACCCACGCUCUGGCAAUCGCUCGGCGUCGUCGGCUGCUCAACCUCCGGCGCGUUCAUCGAAGCCCAAGGAGCCCGAGGUCGACCUGCUGGGUGGGUUUGAUGACGAGCCCGCGCCAGCACCAGCGCCACCUGCUUCGAAUGCGAUUUCGGCUCCCUUGACUGCCACCGCGGAUGUUUCCCCAGACGAUGAUUUCAACGAUUUCCAAGCGGCACCGACCUCACCGACUGCCACGGCCGCCUCUCCCGCAUCCACCGCGACCGCCCCAAAGUUGAACAUCUUCGAGAUGCUUAACUCUGCACCUGCUCAAGCAAAUCAAGCACAAACGCAUCAACGCCCUGGUAGUAUGAGCAUGGGAGGAAUGGGCAAUGCGGGUAUAGGUAGCAUGGGUAUGGGCAUGGGCGGUGGCAUGGGCGUCGCGACCCCAACCUCUCCGCCCGCAAGUGCCGGCGCCGGUUCUUUCGGCAUACUCUCCCCUGCUUCCAACCGCCAGUCCUUCGCCGGCUCCCCCGCUGCUGGCACGCCCGUUAUGGCCGCCUCACGUCCUACUCCUGCGCGUGCUCCCGGCUCUGGCAUGUCCAUGGGCUCUGGCUCCGCAGCCGCCUCGCCGGCGCCUAAACCAACUUCGAACUUCGACGAUUUAUGGUCAAUGUCGCUUGGCCCGUCCGCGUCCAAUGGUGCAGGCAAAGGUUCGACUCCCGCCAAGUCAAUGAAGGACCUCGAGAAGGAGAAGACACAGGCAGCCAUCUGGUCUUCGGGUCAGCAAUCGAAACCUCAUGCUGGAGGCAUGGGCGGAUUCGGCAACUUUGGUAACAUGGGCGGAGGCAGCUCUGCGAGUGGCGGCAAUUCGGGCGGUGAUGACCUGUUACUAUGA
Messenger RNA from Coniophora puteana RWD-64-598 SS2, 1647 nucleotides. RefSeq names its product ENTH-domain-containing protein. The transcript is spliced from 9 exons. Bases 1 to 1647 code for a protein of 548 amino acids. Gene Ontology annotation, molecular function: phospholipid binding; clathrin binding. Lineage: Eukaryota; Fungi; Basidiomycota; Agaricomycetes; Boletales; Coniophoraceae. Gene Ontology annotation, cellular component: endosome; plasma membrane; clathrin vesicle coat. The record is from RefSeq and is a predicted model, not a curated record. Gene Ontology annotation, biological process: endocytosis; Golgi to endosome transport.